Molecule: messenger RNA, 2472 nt
Organism: Peronospora belbahrii
Lineage: Eukaryota; Oomycota; Peronosporomycetes; Peronosporales; Peronosporaceae
Source: the annotation of a GenBank genome assembly
AUGGAGGCAACAAGUAUCUACCCAAAUUCUACGCCUCUGUUGGCCACGAAUGGGCUCGGUAUCACUUUAGCAGGCAGUGACCCAGACCAUGUAUCUCUCGAACCCGAUUUGAUCAAUGACCCACGUAGACGAUAUACCCAGGACAGUGCAGUAGAUGCAAUUGGUGUCAUGCGUUUACAUGUGCGCAAUGCUCUAGGUUACGCAUUCUUACGACCGUAUCACAUUGCGAGAUUAAGGAGUGCAAAGUCAGGAAAUCGUUUUGUAAAGGAAGCGAAGUGGAAAACUCAAGCUUCGUUCUACCGACACAAUUACCGUCACUUUGUACCGCAUGACUUGAUGAUGGAGUUUUUGGAAAAUGAAUGCCCCAUACAAGAGGAUGGUCAGAACAUAUCAAAAUGGCAGGGCAACGCAAUUGCAGGAGUUGAUCGUGGGCAUGACGGCCACGUGAUAUUUUAUCCUACAGGACAGGUGCUGCAGCAAGUUUGUGCAUGGUAUAGUAAAGGCGAAACGAACGAAGGCCCGCCAUGCUCGAGCACCGUGAUCGAGACAGGUGCUGUAAUCCGACAAUUAUCAGUGAUGGGAAGUAAGGAUGCGUAUCAUUCGGCAAGUAGUUCGAAGAUAUUUGCGGCUGCUCGUGGAUGUACAAAUUGCACAAUCAUUGCAGCUCCUGCACGUGUCACGCCUGAUAAGAUGCGGAAGCUACAGGCAAAGGCAAAAAUCUCUUUGACUGAGAUGAUCAACCACGUAGCUGGUAGCCCGCAUGCAGAAGCAGAAGUGGCCUUGGUUACAGCUGAUGGUAUGGUUCGGUGGUGGGAUCCAGAAGGCGGGAUUCGAUUUGCCAACAAAGAUGUGAAUAUACCAGACCGCUUACUGCGCUGCGAAUAUUCGAGUCAUCCCCGCGUUCUUUUGGCAGUAAAUCGAGUCGUAGUUGCAGCUCUAGAUCUUCGACAACCAGCGCAACACGCGAGCAAAUUAUUUGAUCUGGCAGGCACGGGCACCUACAUUACUAUAUAUGACGUCAAGCGCAGAGCUAGCAACCCAUUCCAUUUUGUAGUCGGCACAGGUGUCUCUGUUGAGCUCGUGGAUAGUCGCAUGGCAAGACAAUCCCUUGUAUCAUGGGUUCAACCAGAGAGCUAUUCUGGCAAGGCUGAGAUUUCGUUCGGAGCAAUUGAUGAAGUGGACAUAUCAAGAAAUGCCAGCGAUUUACGUGGUUAUAUUGUUUCAAGCUCAAAACGGCCAAAAGUUACGACGCUGUUUCCUUUUGAGCGAAAUAGAAAAAGAAGGCGUGGCAAAGCGUUGUCGUUGACGUUACUGCGCUCGAAUGGAGAUGACGAGUUCUCAGAGAUGUCGCGCACAUGCACAGAGCAGCUUGUUGCUUCUGACGCAACGUUGGAUUUACACAUGGAAGACGGCGGGGAAUAUACCAAUUUGACCGGUAUUUGCGCGUUGCGCAAUGAUAACUCCGCAUCUGCUACCAUUUAUCAGCUAAACAGUCUGGGAGAUGUGUUGUCCCACCAGGUAUCAUUUGGCCGUUCUUCGACAAAGUCAUACCAUGCAGCUGUUCAGGCAGAUUUGCCGUGUGGAGUCACAGCCCAGGCUCACACUGUGUGUAAAAGAGUCGCAAGAACUUUACCAAUACCGCUAGAUGCGAUUCUUCCAGAGUACGAUACUGAGUCGAUGCAAAGGUUUACUACAUUUCCCAUCAAAGUACUCCGGCGACAGUUUCCGCGACUACCAGAAAAUAAAGAGAUUGAAUUUAAAGGAAAUGUUACAGCGGCGUACAGUCGGAGAACCAACAAGAGUAUUACCGAAGUCAGCAAAGCAAUCGCUGCCAACAUCAACAGAAAUUGUCGACAAAGUCUAGACAAUAACGGCAACAUGAAAACUGGUGGAACCGGUGAACAAUCCAGGAAAAUGUAUACCGAAAGUUGCGGCGAGGACACCGACGACGAAAUGGACGCGGUGAUAUCUGUUAAAUGUCGCUCGCAAAGUUUUGACAAGGAUGAAUUAGUCAGCUUGCUUGCCAACGUCUGCAACCCAUCAACUUCACUGUUUCGGCUACACCGUUACGUUCUUGAUGAGCUGAAAAUUGAGCUCACCUCGUCUGAACUCUUGCAGCUCCUGCGUUCAAGCAGCAAGUUGAGAAUACGAACAGUGCACCAUACGUUUCCCGCGGAUACGUUUCGUGUGCGCAAUCCGUCAUUGCUAGGGGCCGAUGCCGUGCACUGCAAAAAGGAUGACCCUCGUUUAGCAACGUGUGCAUGCUAUCCAGGAUUGUCACGAUCGCAACUGCCGUGCAUGUCUUGGGCGUGUGUUAUUCCUCAUAUGGUCAUCGUGUCAAGAACGUCAACGGAGUUGCAAUUGGAUGACACAGCUCCUUCGUCAGCGCCUAGACAAAAAAUGCCGGUCGAUUUGGCGGAUAUCAUUGUUGCAGCACAGGCUGUGUACGAUGAUAUGCACGCAUCUCCAUAA